CACAUAUAUGAAGCUCGACCAAUGCCUCACCGUCCCAACCGCCAAAUAUUAAAUACAAAUAGACCAAGAUGAUCCUGGGACCAAUCAACGGAAUUGACUGCGUCGCUUUCGUCAUUUUCUUAAUCCCACAGCUGCUCUUUCAAGUAGACAUAAACGAGCUACUUGGUGUGAUACUCAGAGUAAUCCCAUUUUUGAUUUUCCAACUCCCAUACCAGCUUGUACAUGAACGAUAUUGCACCAAAAGUCACCUUCAAUCACCCUUUACACGACAUGCCACGCUCUUCCAGGACGUGGUCAUUCGCUGCGUUCGAUAUGCCUUUGCCAAGAUCCCUGCCCGUGUGGGCAGAGUCUUCUUUUCCAAAUGGGUCGCAUAUCCAUUCUUUCGGUUCCGUCUGUUGCGACAUGGAUUUCUGCAUUGCCCCAUGUUUUAUCGGGAGGUCAUCAGACACGGCGCCAGAGGUCUCUGGAUCGUGGAUGAUCCAGACUGCGACCCGGACAUCAUCAUUUACUAUGCUCACGGCGGUGGAUUCUCCAUGGGUUCGGCGUAUUUCUAUGUCGAGUUUCUGAUGGCUUGGGCAACUCGAUUGAAAGAAAGUGGCUUCAAAAAUCCCGCGGUUUUUGCUUUAGAAUAUACCCUCGUCCCUGAUGCGCAGUGGCCGGUCCAAUUUAACGAGACGCGUGCAGGAUACACUUUUCUUCGAGACACGUUUGGGGAGGGUUCAGCAGCGAAGAUCUGUGUGAGCGGCGAUUCGGCAGGAGCAACACUUAUCCUGAGCAUGCUCCUCCAGCCGGGUCAUCUUGAUCAAGAUCCUCAAUCUCUAUCACUGCAUCGGCCAGGUCUUGCUAUACUGCUUUCGCCUUGGACCCAUCUGGUGUCGGAGUUGAACCAGAAUACAGCUAGUGACUACCUGGACCGAACCAGCUUGCACCUGUAUGCAAAGCAAUAUGCAGGAGAGGCGACAAUGAUGGACGGUGUCAUAUCGCCAGGACUCUGUAUUGGGCGUUGGAAGCAGGCCUCGCCGCUGAACGGGUUUCGGAUCAUAUACGGGGCUGAAGAGGUCUUUGCCCCUGGCAUCCAAGUGAUGGCGGACCACAUGAAGAAGAACGGCGCCAUGGUCAAGCUCCAUGAGCAAGAAGCAGGUAUUCACGCCUGGCCUGUGGUGAACUUGUUCCUGGGAGGGACGCGAGAUGAACGCCUGCGGGGUCUGGACAUUAUGACUGAUUUCAUUCUGUCCUCCGGCCUCGCAUCGAGUCUAUAGUGGACCCAUGGGGCCAUUCACCUGCGUCUCAUUCCGAAGAAUCCAGUCAUGCCAUCAGAUUAGAUCAAGUUUGGAAGGUCUUUCAUCGAUGACAGAUGGACGAGCAAAACAACG
This is a messenger RNA of Cladophialophora immunda, 1373 nucleotides long. RefSeq lists its product as uncharacterized. The coding region runs from base 69 to 1259 and encodes 396 amino acids. The record is from RefSeq and is a predicted model, not a curated record. NCBI's taxonomy places the organism in Eukaryota, Fungi, Ascomycota, Eurotiomycetes, Chaetothyriales, Herpotrichiellaceae. The transcript has 3 exons. Gene Ontology annotation, molecular function: hydrolase activity.